AUGGAUACCAAUGGGAACACCUCUGCAUGGAUGACGACCGCUGCUUGUCUAGCCGUCGUCCUCCUGCUUUUUUUCAUUAGGCCGCCAUCUUCCUCAUGGGGUCACCCUCCUCUGCCCCCUGGCCCGCCGGGUGAAUUUCUUCUAGGCCAUUUGCGUGUGAUCCCCAAAGAGAGAACAGCCGAGAAGUAUGCCCAAUGGGCUAAUGAAUACAAGUCAGAUGUUAUCUCUGUCAAAGCCCUUGGGCAACCCAUCAUAGUCCUUAACAGCGUUGAAGCCGCCAAGGAUCUCCUCGACCGGCGGGGUGCCAACUAUUGUGACAGGCCUAGAUUCACUCUCUUUGAGGUCAUGGGAUGGGGUAAGACGCUGACAUUCCUUCCCUUUGGGCCUCGCUGGCAAAUGCACCGCAAGCUGCUGCAAACCACCUUCAGCAACACGAACGUGCGACAAUGGUAUCAGCUGCAGGAGACAGAGGCCCGCAAGUCUGUCCUUAGCAUUUUCCAGGAGCCACACAACUGGGAGGUCUCCAUGAAGAGGUUCGCCGUUGCCAUCGUACUCAAAGUUAGUUACGGAGUCGACGUCCAAGAUAACGACGACCCCUACAUCAAGAUUGCCGACGAUGCCAUGUACGCAACCGGAAACGGUGGUGCACCAGCCAACAGUAUCGUUGACAUUUUCCCCCCCGCUCGUCAUUUGCCCAACUGGCUGGUCAGAGACUGGUCGCUGAAAUUCGCGCAAGAUUGGGGUUGGGCUAUUCAGAAAUUGCACGACGUCCCAUUUGCCGUAGCCCAGGACGAAGUGGCCCGAGGCAAGGAGAGCCCAUCCUUUGCGCACGCGUUGUUGGAAACAUACACCUCCAAUGCCAAGAAAGGGUUGAGCAACGAAUGGUCACUUGAUGAUAUCAAGGGGGCGGCGGGCGCCAUCUUCAUUGCAGGGGCGGACACGGUAACAACGAAGACCGACAAUGGCACCUAA
This is a messenger RNA of Colletotrichum truncatum, 972 nucleotides long. The record is from RefSeq and is a predicted model, not a curated record. Lineage: Eukaryota; Fungi; Ascomycota; Sordariomycetes; Glomerellales; Glomerellaceae.